Messenger RNA from Saccostrea echinata, 1908 nucleotides. RefSeq names its product serine/threonine-protein phosphatase 6 regulatory ankyrin repeat subunit A-like. Lineage: Eukaryota; Metazoa; Mollusca; Bivalvia; Ostreida; Ostreidae. The coding region runs from base 124 to 1884 and encodes 586 amino acids. The transcript is spliced from 4 exons. Gene Ontology annotation, molecular function: protein binding. The record is from RefSeq and is a predicted model, not a curated record.
CAUAACAAAUACCUUUUUUUUGAAACAACUGUUGAUGCCAACAGCUAGUGACGUGAAUUGAGCUGAACUGGCCACUCUUCCUGCUGAGUUCCGUUUGUUUAAGCUGCUGUCAAAUUCCAAAAAAUGAAUGACAUGGAAAUGAGGCGUGCCCAGGCGCACCUGUAUGAGAGGGUGGUUCGAGGGGAUGAUGACAUUGAACUAUUGUUCCAGAAAUACAAAGGGAUCCUAGACACGGACAUUAUUGUAUGUUCAAAUUUUACCUGUAACUGUGGCCGGAACUUCUUUGAGAGCCAUCCUUUAAAUCAUGGGAAUGCCUUGGAAGAAGGUUUAGAUAUUGUGUUGGACUUCAUUACACGAGGAAGUUGUUCCUGUGGAGCAGAAAUUCCAAGCCACUUUAAAAAUCACUUUUCCUCCCUGCGGUUAGUCCAUGCUGCCGCUGGGUUUGGGCACACAAAAAUUCUCUCAUUGUUGAACAAAUAUGGCUGCAACAUGAAUGCUACAACAGAAUUAUGUCAUAGAACUCCUCUUUCGUAUGCAGUGCGGUCUCGGCAAUUAUGUGUCAUAGACUACUUGGUUGGUUUAGGACUUGAUGUUAAUAUUCCAUUUAUUACAGACAAUACCAGUCCAAUUCAUGAGGCCAUACAGUUACGUUAUGUGGAUGUUUUAAAAAAACUAUUAACAGCCAAAACUAUUAAGAUAAACCAAAAAAAUGCUAAGGAUGAGUCCCCUCUUAUUCUAGCUGCCAAGUUUCACUUACAUGAGGCAUUCCUUGUUCUGCUUGAAGCAGGGGCCGAUUGUAACAUCCAGGACAGGAAAGGUAAUACUGCUCUGAUGAUGGGUGUGGUCCGUGGUAUGGAGUAUGUCAAACCACUGAUAGAGAAAGGGGCUAAAAUUAAUAUAUUAAACCACAGGGAUCAGGCUGCCCUAUCAUUUGCCCUACACCUGGAGAACACAGAAAUGGUCUCAUACCUGCUUGAGAAUGGAGCUGACCCUAACGUUAUGUCAAGUGAUGGGACUCCACCUAUAGUGUUUGCCAGCAUUACAGGUGCUUAUGAUAUCACCCAGAAGCUGGUUAAACAUGGAGCUAAUGUGACAUCUAAAAACGUACAAGGCUAUACUGCCCUGCAUGUGGCUGCUUGGAAUGGUUACUGCAACAUUGUACAGCUACUACUGGACUCUGGAUUGAGUCAUGAUACACGUACUGAAGAUGGAAAUACCCCGUUAUCAUUGGCUGCCCAUGGAAACCAUACUACUGUGAUUGAUAUGUUGCUUCCUCUGGGUUGUAAUGUCAACAAUGCAGACAAGGACGAUGACACCCCACUUCUUUAUGCUUCAUUUAACAAAAAUCUGGAAAUGGUGACCAAAUUAGUCAAUGCUGGUGCCAACCCAGAUUGUAAGAACAAGCAUAACACCACACCUCUGUGGAACGCUGUGUACAAAAAUGAUCUGAGAACAAUCAAAUAUUUAAUUGUUAAGAAUGUUGAGCUGGAGGUGGUCUCUUGUGGAAUUGAUCAGCAUGCCCAGUCUGAUGUGGCUACCUUGAUUUACCCAGAACCACGCUCUGUGAUAUAUGUGGCCGCUCACCAGACUAACAUUGAUGUAUUGAUGACUCUAACUCUGGCUGGGUACAAUAUCUACAGGGAGAGCUGGAUCAUGGCUCGAGAAUUCCCUGCCAACAGUCCCAUCUUGCACAGACAACAGCAAAUGUUUCUGAAUAAUUUUGCCACCUCACCUCCCAGCCUCUUGGCCAUCUGUAGGAAUUUUUUCAGAAGAAGAUUUAGAAGGAAUGUUAUUGCCUGUGUUAAUUCACUUGAUAUUCCACAGGACCUUAAGGACAAUCUGACCUUGAAAUAUUUCAUUUCUGAAGAAUUCUUUAAAAUGUAGAGAUCCUUUUCGUUUUGGAAGAGA